Molecule: messenger RNA, 10678 nt
Organism: Doryrhamphus excisus (bluestripe pipefish)
Lineage: Eukaryota; Metazoa; Chordata; Actinopteri; Syngnathiformes; Syngnathidae
Gene: tenm4
Product: teneurin transmembrane protein 4
Biological process (GO): neuron development; heterophilic cell-cell adhesion; signal transduction
Cellular component (GO): membrane; neuron projection
Molecular function (GO): protein heterodimerization activity; cell adhesion molecule binding; protein homodimerization activity
Source: RefSeq, a predicted model, not a curated record
UCCUCGCACGGAAGGGGGCGUCCACGCACACGCAUCCGUGCAGAGCAUCGUGUCACUCCCCUGCAUGCACAUCGCCUGCCUUCCGCGACACCUUUUUUCCUGGCGAGGACGGACAUCUUUGCAUGUUGGAUGUGACGUGCACGCUGCCUGAGCACCUUUUUGGAACCGGGGGCGCGCACAGAAAGGAGAAGGGAGGACCGUUUGCCUUCUCGUUAUUUUUUUUUUUGGGUGAAAUCGUGGAAAUACACGCACUCGGCAUCCACAGGCGAGACCGACUGAAGGGUUGUUAUUUUUCUCACGUUUCCUGUGGAGCCGCCGAACCACUGGACGGACCUGCUGCAUUGUCUCCACCAUGAUGCUCUGAGACCAAAGUGGCCCCGCUGACCCACGUUGACCCCCCCAGAACCGAGCCAUGGAAGUGAAGGAACGCCGACCCUACCGCUCGCUGACCGCCCGGCAGGACGCCCGGCAGGACGCCGAGCGCCGCUACACCAGCUCGUCGGCCGACAGCGAGGAUGGCAGAGCUAACCCCAAGUCGUACAGCUCCACUGAGACCCUUAAGGCCUUCGACCAUGACUCCAGGAUGGUCUACGGCACCCGGGUCAAGGACCUGGUGCACCAUGAGGUGGACGAGUUUGGCCGACAAGGGGCUGAAUUCUCCCUCCGAGACCUGGACUUUGGGGAGGCCCUCCCGUCCCACCAUAUGACGGCCUACAGGGGCGAGCUGGGGAUGCCGCACCGCGACUACUCCGUCAGCGUGGGCUCGGAUGCUGACACGGAGACAGACGGCGUCAUGUCGCCGGAGCAUGCCGUCAGGUUAUGGGGGCGUAGCAACACCAAGUCGGGCCGCAGCUCCUGCCUCUCCAGCCGGGCCAACUCCAAUCUAACGCUGACCGACACUGAGCACGAAAACACGGAGAACGGUCCACCAGUGAUCUGUUCCUCCGCCUCCUCCUCCUCCCCCGUCGAGCAGCUCCCAUACCCUCCCCCUUCCAUUGCGGCCAAUCAGAACCAGGGGGGGUUGCUAGGUAACAGUGUGGCUCAGCCAGCCCGGGACUCUGACUCUGAGGAUGAGUUCGGCCCCAAUUCAUUCUUAGUUAAAGCUGGCUCGGGGAACCUGUACGCUCCCGCCGCUGCAGCUGCUGACGACGGCGUCUUUCAAAACCACCCUCGGCUACGGACGCCCCCACUGCCGCUGUCCCACUCGCACUCGCCCAAUCAUCAGCACCAUGCGGCCUCCAUUAACUCCCUGAACCGGGGCAACUACACGCCGCGGAGCAACCCCAGUCCUGCGCCCACCGACGGUUCCGCCCCACCCGAGGGUCCGGCAGGCGGUGCCCAGGACUCGGUGGGAGGCGCCCAGGACAACUGGCUGCUCAACAGCAACAUCCCCCUGGAAACCAGGAGCCAGAAUACUCUAAUGUUUAUUAGAGAGGAGCAAGACGCUUGCAGAGAAGGGCAGGGCUCGUACAAAACCAGAAACAUAGCAAAGCAGGCAUUCCUAGAGACUUUACAGGACAACCUCAUUGAGAUGGACGUUCUGGCGUCCGCUCGCCACCAGGCCGCCUACAACGACGGGCACUUCCUGUUCAAGCCAGGUGGAACCUCGCCCAUGUACUGCACCACGUCUCCGGGGUACCCGCUGACCUCCAGCACGGUGUACUCGCCUCCCCCGCGCCCCCUGCCCCGGAGCACCUUCUCCCGGCCGGCCUUCAGCCUGAAGAAGCCCUACAAGCACUGCAACUGGAAAUGCGCCGCACUCAGCGCCAUCCUCGUCUCCGUCACGCUGCUCUUCCUCCUGGCCUACUUCAUCGCCAUGCACCUUUUGGGCCUGAACUGGCACCUGAAGCCCACGCAAAGACAGAUGUAUCACGUGACGGAGGACAACACAAGCGGUCUGCCUUUACCCACAGACCUGAGCCUGGGCCCGCUCGGCAACACGGGCCUGGAAGUACCUGAUCGCCGGGGCAAAGACGACAGCAAAGUGGACAUCUCCUUCCCUGAUGACAGCUACAUCGACAUGGGCGAGAUCGACGUGGGCCGCAAGGUCGCGCAGCAGAUCCCGCCCGGCGUCUUCUGGAGGUCGCAGAUCUUCGUGGACCACCCCAUGUACCUGAAGUUCAACGUGUCGCUCAGCAAGGAUGCCUUGGUGGGGGUCUACGGGAGGAGGGGCCUGCCCCCGUCUCACACUCAGUUUGAUUUUGUGGAGCUUCUGGACGGCCGACGGCUCCUGGCCCACACCCCCCCUGGCCUGGAGGGGCCCGCCGCCCUGCAGAGGAGUCUGGCUCCCGUCAGCACGCACGACACGGGCUUCAUCCAGUACGUGGAGUCCGGCAUCUGGCACCUGGCCGUCUACAACGACGGCAAAGACGCGGAGACUGUCUCCUUCCUCAUCACCGCCAUCGAUUCUGUGGACCAGUGCCCCAGCAGCUGCUUUGGCAACGGCGACUGCGUGGCUGGAACGUGCCACUGCUUCCUGGGAUUCAAAGGUCCCGACUGUGGGCGAGCCGCCUGCCCCGUGCUCUGCAGCGGCAACGGUCAGUACCUGAAGGGUCGCUGUAUGUGCCACAGCGGCUGGAAGGGCUCCGAGUGCGACGUUCCCACCAACCAGUGCGUGGACGUGACCUGCAGCAACCACGGCACCUGCAUCGUGGGCACCUGCAUCUGCAACCCGGGCUACAAGGGGGAGAACUGCGAGGAAGUGGACUGCCUUGACCCAACCUGCUCCAGCCGUGGCGUGUGCGUGCAGGGUGAGUGCCACUGCUUCGUGGGUUGGGGCGGGCAGGGGUGCGAGAGCGCCAGGGCCUCUUGCAUGGACCAGUGCUCCGGACACGGAACCUUCCUGGCAGACGCCGGGACGUGCAGCUGUGAUGCCAACUGGACGGGCCACGACUGCUCCACCGAGAUUUGUGCGUCCGACUGUGGCGGCCACGGCGUUUGCGUGUCGGGCACCUGUCGCUGCGACGACGGCUGGACGGGGGCGGGGUGCAACCAGAGGGCGUGUCACCCCCGCUGCAGCGAGCACGGAACCUGCAAGGAUGGGAAAUGCGAGUGCAGUCCCGGCUGGAACGGGGAACACUGCAGCAUCGCUCACUAUCUGGAUAGGGUAGUGAAAGAGGGCUGUCCCGGUCUGUGCAACGGAAACGGGAGGUGCACGCUGGGUACGGGCGGCUGGUACUGCGUGUGCCAGCUGGGCUGGAGGGGCGGCGGCUGCGACACCUCAAUGGAAACCGCCUGCAGCGACGUCAAGGACAACGAUGGCGACGGCCUGGUGGACUGCAUGGACCCGGACUGCUGUCUCCAGGCCACCUGUCACAGCACCUCCUUGUGCGUGGGCUCCCCGGACCCACUGGACAUCAUCCAAGAAACACGGGUGACAUCGGGCCAGGGUAACCUGCAGACCUUCUACGAUCGCGUCCGCUUCCUGGUGGGCAGGGAGAGCACCCACGUGGUCCACGGCGCCGACCCCUUUGACGGAAAGCACGCUUGUGUUAUCCGAGGACAAGUGGUGACUUCGGACGGGACGCCGCUGGUGGGGGUCAACAUCAGCUUCGUCAACAAGCCGGCGUUCGGCUUCACCGUCACGAGACAGGACGGAAGCUUCGACUUGGUCACCAACGGGGGAAUCGCCGUUGCCUUGCACUUUGAGCGCGCUCCCUUCAUCACCCAGGAGCACACUCUCUGGUUGCCGUGGGGACGCUUCUUCGUCAUGGACACCAUCGUCAUGCGCCACGAGGAGAACGACAUCCCCAGCUGUGACCUCAGCAGCUUCACCCGGCCCAGCCCUGUGGUGUCGCCGGCACCGCUCACCGCCUUCGCCGGCUCCUGCGCCGAGAGGGGGAAUGUGGUUCCCGAGAUUCAGACUCUGCAGGAGGAAGUGCCGAUACCUGGCACCGACAUGAGACUGGGCUACCUCAGCAGCAGGACGCCGGGAUACAAGUCCAUCCUGAAAGUGGCGCUCACCCACUCCACCAUCCCCUUCAACCUGAUGAAGGUGCACCUCAUGGUGGCCGUGGAGGGCCGCCUCUUCAGGAAGUGGUUCCCCGCCGGACCCGACCUGUUCUACCACUUUGUGUGGGACAAGACGGACGUCUACAGCCAGAAGGUCUACGGAUUAUCACAAGCCUUUGUAUCCGUGGGCUUUGAGUAUGAAUCCUGCCCGGAUGUGAUCGUGUGGGAGAAGAGGACGGCGGUUCUCCAGGGCUAUGAAAGCACAGCAUCCAAGCUGGGCGGCUGGACAGUGGACAAGCACCACGCUUUGAACAUCCAGAGUGGCAUCCUGCACAUGGGCAGCGGGGAGAACAUCUUCAUCUCGCAGCAGCCGCCCGUCAUCGGCAGCGUGAUGGGCAACGGGCGCCGACGCAGCAUCUCCUGCCCCAGCUGCAACGGCAUGGCCGACGGCAACAAGCUGCUGGCCCCCGUGGCGCUGGCGUGUGGCUCGGACGGCAGCCUGUAUGUGGGCGACUUCAACUACGUGAGGAGGAUCUACGUCACCGGGAACGUCACUAGCGUGCUGGAGCUCAGAAAUAAAGACUUCAGGCAUAGCAACAGCCCCGCCCACAAGUACUACCUGGCAACCAGCCCCGUCAGCGGCGCCGUGUACCUCUCGGACACCAGCAGCCGCAAAGUCUUCAAGGUGAAGUCCCUGAACGUGGUGAAAGAUGUGGCUAAGAACUUGGAGCUGGUGGCGGGCACCGGCGACCAGUGCCUCCCGUACGACGACGCCCGCUGUGGGGACGGGGGCAAGGCCACGGAGGCCACGCUCACCAACCCCAGAGGCAUCACGGUGGACAAGUAUGGCAUCGUCUUCUUUGUGGACGGCACCAUGAUUCGCAGGAUCGAUCAGAACGGCAUCAUCUCCACGCUGCUGGGCUUCAACGACCUGACCUCCGCCCGUCCCCUCAGCUGUGACGCCGUCAUGGACAUCUCUCAGGUGCGCCUUGAGUGGCCUACCGACCUGGCGGUGAGUCCCUUGGACAACUCUCUGUACGUCCUGGACAAUAACGUCGUCCUCCAGAUCUCUGAGAACCACCAAGUGCGCAUCGUAGCAGGCAGGCCCAUGCACUGCCAAGUGCCGGGCAUCGACCACUUCCUCAUGAGCAAGGUCGCCAUCCACGCCACUCUGGAGUCUGCCAACACGCUGGCCGUGUCCCACACCGGUGUCCUCUAUAUAGCAGAAUCGGAUGAAAAAAAGAUCAACAGAGUCCGGCAGGUGUCCACCAACGGUGAGAUCUCCCUGGUGGCGGGGGCACCGAGCGGCUGCGACUGUAAGAACGACGCCAACUGCGAUUGCUACUCAGGCGAUGAGGGCUAUGCUAAGGACGCUAAGCUUAACGCACCUUCCUCCUUGGCGGUGUGCCCGGACGGAGAACUUUACAUUGCAGAUCUGGGCAACAUCCGCAUUCGCUACGUGCGCAAGAACAAAGCCUACCUGAGUCCCCUUAACAUGUACGAGGUGUCCUCCCCCAUCAAAGACGAGCUCUACCUCUUUGACGCCAACGGCAGCCACAUUUUCACGCAAAGCCUGACCACGGGGGACCAUUUGUACAACCUCACCUACACGGGCGCCGGCGAGCUGAGCAGCAUCACGGAUAAGAACAAGAAUGUGGUGACAAUCCGCCGGGACACCACAGGGAUGCCUCUGUGGCUCAUGGUGCCCGACGGGCAGACCUUCUGGUUCACCAUCGGCACCAAUAACGCUCUCAAAAGUGUCACGGCGCAGGGCCAAGAACUGGCCGUCAUGACUUACCACGGAAGCUCCGGACUGCUGGCGACCAAGACCAACGAGAAUGGGUGGACCACCUUCUUUGAGUACGACACUUUCGGCCGCCUGACCAACGUCACUCACCCAACAGGCCGAGUCAGCAGCUACCGGGCCGACGCCGACAGCGCCGUGCGCAUGCAGACGGAGGGCGCCCCCAAAGAGGACGUGACGGUCACUGCCAACCUGUCGGCCUCGGGCACCUUCUACACGCUCAUGCAGGAUCAAGUACGUAACAGCUACUUCAUCGGCCUGGACGGCUCCCUGAGGCUGGCCUUGGCCAAUGGCAUGGAGGUGUCGCUGCACACAGAGCCCCACCUGCUGGCCGGCACCGUCCACCCCGCCGUCAGCAAGAGGAACAUCACGCUGGCCCUGGACAACGGCCUCAACCUGGUGGAGUGGAGACAGAGGAAGGAGCAGGCUCGCGGCCAGGUCACCGUGUACGGACGCAGGCUGCGGGUUCACAACCGGAACUUGUUGUCUCUGGACUUUGAUCGAAUCACCAGAACAGAAAAGGUCUACGAUGACCACAGGAAGUUCACGCUGAGGAUCCACUACGACCACGCUGGGCGGCCCACCCUCUGGGCGCCUAGUAAUCGCCUGAAUGGGGUCAACGUGACCUACUCUUCAGGAGGGCAUGUGGCGGGCAUUCAAAGGGGCACCAUGUCGGUACGCAUGGAGUACGACCACAAUGGCAGAAUCACCUCCAAGAUAUUUGCAGAUGGUAAAUCAUGGAGCUACACCUACCUGGAGAAGUCCAUGGUGCUGCUUCUCUACAGCCAAAGACAAUACAUCUUCGAGUUCGACAAGAACGAUCGCCUCUCAUCUGUGACCAUGCCCAAUGUCGCCCGUCAGACCUUGGAGACCUCGCUCUCCAUCGGUUACUACAGAAACACGUACCGGCCCCCCGAGGGCAACUCCUCGGUGCUGCAGGACUACAGCGAGGAGGGCCAACUGCUGCAGACCACCUACCUGGGCACGGGCCGACGGGUCAUCUACAAAUACGGCAAGCUCUCCAAGCUGCUGGAGGUUCUCUACGACACCACCCGCAUCGGCUUCUCCUACGAUGAGACAGCGGGUAUGCUGAAGACGGUCAACCUGCAGAGCGAGGGCUUCACCUGCACCAUCCGUUACCGCCAGAUUGGUCCGCUCAUCGACCGGCAGAUAUUCCGCUUCAGUGAAGAAGGCAUGGUGAACGCCAGGUUCGACUACGUCUACGACAACAGCUUCCGAGUCACCAGCAUGCAGGCCGUCAUCAACGAGACGCCGUUACCCAUUGACCUGUAUCGCUACGACGACGUGUCAGGCAAAGCGGAGCAGUUUGGCAAAUUUGGCGUGAUCUAUUACGACAUCAACCAGAUCAUCACCACGGCCGUGAUGACGCAUACCAAACACUUUGACGCCUAUGGUCGAAUCAAGGAGGUGCAGUACGAAAUAUUUCGCUCACUCAUGUACUGGAUGAUGGUACAGUACGACAACAUGGGCCGCGUGGUCUCCAAGGAGCUGAAGGUCGGCCCCUACGCCAACACCACGCGCUACACCUACGAGUACGACUCGGAUGGUCAGCUACAGGUGGUCUCCAUCAACGACAAGCCACUGUGGCGCUACAGCUACGACCUCAACGGCAACCUGCACCUCUUGAGCCCGGGCAACAGCGCCCGCUUGACGCCGCUGCGCUACGACAUCAGAGACCGCAUCACCCGCCUGGGGGACGUUCAGUACAGGAUGGAUGAAGAUGGCUUUCUCAGGCAGCGAGGAAACGAUUACUUCGACUACAACUCGGCCGGCCUACUGGUGAAGGUCUACAACAAAGUGAGUGGUUGGAACAUCCGCUACCGCUACGACGGGGUGGGCAGGAGGGUGUCCAGCCGGAACAGCAUGGGCCACCACCUGCAGUUCUUCUAUGCCGACCUGUCCAGCCCCACCCGGGUCACUCACAUGUACAACCACACCAGCUCUGAGAUCACGUCGCUGUACUACGACCUGCAGGGUCACCUGUUCGCCAUGGAGCUGAGCAGCGGCGAUGAGUUUUAUGUGGCUUGUGACAACAUUGGCACGCCUCUGGCCGUGUUCAGCGGCUCGGGUCACAUGAUCAAGCAGGUGCUUCACACCGCCUUCGGCGAGGUCUACCUGGAUACCAACCCUAGCUUCCAUCUCGUUGUGGGCUACCAGGGAGGCCUAUACGAGCCCCUGAGUCGGCUGGUACAUAUGGGGCGGAGGGACUACGACGUCCUCGCCGGUCGCUGGACGACGCCUGACCACGACAUCUGGAAACGUCUCAACAGUGGCCACAUCGUGCCCUUCAACUUGUACAUGUUCAAGAACAACAACCCCCUCAGCAACAAUGAGGAGAUCAAGUGCUACAUGACAGAUGUGAACAGCUGGCUGGUGACCUUCGGCUUCCAGCUCUACAACGUCAUCCCCGGCUACGGCAAGCCAAACACGGACAGCAUGGAGCCGUCCUACGAGUUGGUCCGCACCCAGAUCAAAACGCAGGAGUGGGACAGCACCAAGUCGCUGCUGGGAGUCCAGUGUGAGGUGCAGAGACAUCUGAAGGCCUUCGUCAAGCUGGAGCGCUUCGGCCAGAUCUACACCGCCAAGAGCGCCGGAUGCCCCCAAGCGGAGGACAGGACGGUGUUCGCCUCCGUGGGGUCUAUCUUCGGCAAGGGCGUCAAGUUCGCCAUCCGAGAAGGUCGCAUCAGUACAGACAUCAUCAGCCUGGCUAACGAGGAUGGCCGCCGCAUGGCCGCCGUCCUCAACGACGCCUUCUACCUGGAGUCCCUGCGCUUCACCGUCGGCGGAGUGGACACGCACUAUUUUGUCAAGCUGGGCUCAGUGGAAGGCGACCUGGGUCUCAUCGGCAUGGCGGUGGGCCGACGCACGCUGGAGAACGGCGUCAACGUAACGGUGUCCCAAGUCAACGCCGUCCUCAACGGCAGGCCUCGCCGUAUCACCGACAUCCAGCUGCAGUACGGCGCCCUGUGCCUGAACACGCGCUACGGUGGCAGCGUGGACGAGGAGAAGGUCCGCGUCCUGGAGCUGGCUCGCCAGCGUGCCGUGGCGCAGGCGUGGGCCCGCGAGCGCCAGAGACUGCGGGACGGCGAGGAGGGCUCACGGACGUGGACCGAGGCCGAGAAGCAGCAGCUGCUGGGUGCGGGGAAGGUGCAGGGCUAUGACGGCUUCUACGUGGUGUCGGCCGAGCAGUACCCCGAGCUGGCGGACAGCGUCAACAACGUCCACUUCAUGCGACAGAGCGAGAUGGGCCGCAGGUGACAUGAACGCCGCGUGGACCACGCUCGGGGACUCGCUGCCAAAGACGCUCGGGAGCACGGCCGGCAGGCUUUGAGGCUUUCUUUCUCCAAAAAAGAGUGUCCUUCCGUCUUUGCCCUCGACAAUGAAAAUGUCUUAUUUUGGUGACUCCACCUCCUCGCCCUGCGAGUCUCCAGCUCGCCCUGCGAGUCUCCAGCUCGCCCUGCGAGUCUCCAGCUCGCCCUGCGAGUCUCCAGCUCGCCCUGCGAGUCUCCAGCUCGCCCUGCGAGUCUCCAGCUCGCCCUGCGAGUCUCCAGCUCGCUGCGUUUCUGCCUUUUGCUCAGCCAAGGAGAUUCCUCUGAUUUGUUUUGUGUCAAAUACUCGUACAGAAAUACCGAAAGAGCUUGACUCGCCUUGUGGGCGUGGCGCCGACCUUCCGAGUGGAUGAAAAACAAUGGACGGCAGCAAAGGAUGUUUUUGUGGUUAAGUGUGUGAAAAUGCAAAGAAAAGUGCUCCAUGGUGUCCCCCCCCCCCCCCCCCCGCCCCCCCUGCAGGGUUGGUGGUCACGUCAUCAUCACUCUUAACAAACGUCAACGUUCAAAAAAAAAAAACACUAAUACGAGACAAAUGUGAACCGGUGUCGCUUUUAUUGUUGUUGUAUUUGAAAAAGACUUCCUGGGGGCGUGGCCAAGCAUGGAAGGCGCUCCCGUGUGUUUUUUUGUGUGAGAGUUGGGGUGUUUCAGUGACAGAGCAUUAAAGGGACGCUACUUGGACAAAAGUAAAGAGACGCACCACUUCAUGAAUGAAUGCCACUUUUGUCCAAGGAGCGCAGUACAGUGUUUCCCAUCCAUGAUCUCCUUCCAUCUGCUUGCCCUCACCCACAGAUACAUCUGCUUUUACUUUUUGUUGUUCUUUGCUGUCACUCACACAGCUAAUCCACCACAAAAAGAUUUGGCUCUUCCUUUUGGUGCUACCUGUUCACCCCAUUGGGAUGCUCUUCCACGCCUCAUACGACGUACACAUCGCUGCAUAUGAAGCUUUUUCUUAUAAGACGCCCGUCACACAUGUGGAAUGAAAGUCACCCCCAUCCAAGAACAUCCACCCCACCACAGAUAGAUUACAGUCCUGUGGGAAACACUGGCGUCCUUUGCCUUAAAGGGUCAGCAGGUGGUCCUGCUCGUGUUUACAUUCUCAGACGUGGUCAAGUUUGUUGUCGUUUUAUUCCUCACUUCUUUGUGGACGGCUGCACUGAGCGUCACGCUUGUUUUAGUUUUUUGUUUUUUUGUAGCAGACUCGGUUUGUUUGAGUUUCAGUUUGUUUUUCUUUCUAGCGCUUCUUCUUGUCUGAGCGUGUAAAUAACCAAGACGUCCACAAGCUGUAAAUAGAAAACAAUGCAAAGUGUAGAUACCGCUUAGCGCUACAUCCUGUGUAGUCUGAUUAAGGUAGACACAAAAAAAACAAUAAAGGGAAUAUUUUGUGUUUAUUUUGUGUGUUAUGAAUCCUUAUUGGCCACCCAUUAGCACACUAGCAGAGCCUUUUAAGCUAAUUGGAUGUCAAACUUUGGUGACAUUUGCAUAUAAUGUCAAUAUCAUACUCACAUCCAGUUUUCUUCCAGUUGAUUCACCUUAGUGUCCAAAAGCAGAUCACCUUAUGAACUGUAAUCAUCCA